AAGCGGGAACGUACGUGAGCACUGUAUAUAUUGUACCGGUACAAUACAGUGUAGCUGAGACGCGUGCAAUUUGACAGUUCUUCGUGAAAUUUAUCCGAGUGUAUCACAUCCAUCAUGGCUGAUAUAAAGACGGAAGAGCCCCCUCAUAGUCCAGAAAUCCACUUUGAACCAAUUGUCAAACUAGAUCGAGUGGAGACAAAAACGCUGGAAGAAGAUGAAGAGGAAGUCUUUAAGAUGAGGAGUAAGUUGUUCCGAUAUGACACCAGCAUUGACCCUCCAGAGUGGAAAGAAAGAGGUGUUGGCGAUGUGAAAAUUCUAAGACAUAAAGGCACUCAACCCAGGGCAAGAGUACUGAUGCGAAGAGACAAGACUCUCAAGAUAUGUGCAAAUCAUUUCAUCACACCGGUUAUGAAAUUGCAGCCCAAUUGUGGGAGUGAGCGGGCAUGGGUGUGGUCCACUCCAGCAGAUUUUGCAGAUGAAGAAGCUAAAGGAGAGACGUUAGCAAUUCGCUUUGCAAAUGUUGAGAAUGCUCAAAAAUUCAAGGAUGUAUUUGAGGAGUGCCAACGAAUGAUAUCAGAGCAAGAGAAAAAAGACAACGAGAAGCCAGAGGAAAACUCAACGGAGACACCAGCAGAAUCUUCCAAGGAAAAGUCAGCUGAUGAAAUUGCUGAGAAGCUGGGAGAAAUGACGGUGAAAGAGACUGGGGCACCAGCAGAAGGUGGAGGUAGUGAAACAGGAAUAGAGGAGCAAGAUAACAAGGACAAGUCUGAGGUACAACGAGAUGCACAGGACAGUAAGGACGAUUCUGAAAAGGAGAAUUCUGAAACCAAGAAGGACUGAUGCUGAUUUCUCUCAUCUAACGUGGAGUUGUGUGUGGGGAGGGGGGUCUGAUGAAGCACCCACUCAUUGCCAAAGGGUCUUUUCACAUUUUCUUGAGUUACAUCAAGUUAUGCUGAGGUUCAUCUGCGAUUACACUCAAGUCCAAAAGGAAAUCUUUGACAAUAUGACGUUGGCGUCAACAUGGUACUGAGAUUUGGUGGAGAUUUUAUUUUUAGCCAUCCACGAAUAGCCAGGACUACGUAAGUCUUAUGAAUCUGGCCAGGCACGACAUAAACCUCAUUAAUUGGUAGCCUACCACAUCACGCAAUGCUGUAAAUGUCAUAUCUUUAAAAAUAUUUCACAGAAUGAAGAACUUGCAAUGUGAAGAACACAAUCACCUAAUGAAGUAUCCCCAGACAGUAAAUUAAUACAUGCACCUGUGAAACAUGUUUCAUAUCAAUACAUGUACUUGUGAGGAUGUGUAGGUAAAUAUUGGAAGUCGCAUGCUUCCAAAUGUAUGUCACAGUUAGUCUGGUACCUGUAGACUUAUACUAAUCUUUGCAUCUUACAUCAUGAGACUUGAUACUGUACUUGUAGUAAUUCUCAUGUUGAUUGCCUGAACAGGCUGUUCUUGUGUACAUGUAAAUUUGAUCUGAGACAUUCACUCAGAUACAGUGUGCGUUUACACACAAGCAUUGAGUCACACUACACAAGGUCAGCUCACAUGAAAUAGAACGAGGAAAACAAGAUGAAAGAAUCAUAUUGCUUUUGGAAGGGAUUAUGACUGACAUGCUGCACUUCACACCCAGAAGACUUCAAGUGUUGGAAAUAAUAGAAUUUUAUAGAGACGCCAUUUUUUUUUCUGCCUUGACAGCUUGAAAUGUAAACUCUUCAUGUUUAGUUGGUCUGAAAUACAAGAUUCAUGU
Acanthaster planci (crown-of-thorns starfish) is the source of this 1745-nucleotide messenger RNA. It is a transcript of the gene ranbp1, whose product is annotated as RAN binding protein 1. Lineage: Eukaryota; Metazoa; Echinodermata; Asteroidea; Valvatida; Acanthasteridae. Gene Ontology annotation, cellular component: cytoplasm; nuclear pore. The record is from RefSeq and is a predicted model, not a curated record. Gene Ontology annotation, biological process: nucleocytoplasmic transport. Gene Ontology annotation, molecular function: GTPase activator activity.